Drosophila persimilis is the source of this 605-nucleotide messenger RNA. RefSeq names its product metacaspase-1 (gene Srg1). Bases 16 to 489 code for a protein of 157 amino acids. The transcript has a single exon. NCBI's taxonomy places the organism in Eukaryota, Metazoa, Arthropoda, Insecta, Diptera, Drosophilidae. The record is from RefSeq and is a predicted model, not a curated record.
ACUGCGCAUUCAAAGAUGCAGCUGGACGCGAGACUGUCUCUAUCUAUUGUCGUUCUACUCCUCGUGGGGCGAACCACAGCACGACCCACUUUCGACAAGAUUGCCGGGGCUCUGAUCGAUGCGCUGGAUGAUCGGCCACAGUACUACCCACCACCCCCAAGAGCAGGACACGCCUACGGACCAGGUCCCCUCAUCCACGAGGGCUACGAUCAGGGCUACGACUACUACUACGGAGGAGGAUAUGGCUACGGCUACCAGCAGGGGCCUCCGCUACCGCCGCCACCGCCACCUGGAGCUUAUGGCUACUAUCCGCCCCCCCAGCGAGUGGUUCCGUCUUCGGGCUACUAUCCUCACAGGGCACAGGAGCCCUACGGCCAUGCCCAUGGGCACCAACCCAGAGAUCAGGGCUACAGCCAGGGAUAUGGAAGAUCGAUCGGAUCAACUGGAACACCUGGAUCCACUGGCGGCUACAAGCAGCGGGGUUACUAGCGUUCACCUGUAAUAUCACUUUCCCACCCGUCAUCCCAAUCAUAUUUCCAUCUCUCCAUCUGUUUAUCAAUGUGUAAUUUAUUAAAUUAAAAUUCGUGAAUCUUCGUCAAUAGUCA